Molecule: messenger RNA, 4900 nt
Organism: Fonticula alba
Lineage: Eukaryota; Rotosphaerida; Fonticulaceae
Exons: 6
Coding region: 238-3993 (1251 amino acids)
Biological process (GO): protein phosphorylation
Molecular function (GO): ATP binding; protein kinase activity
Source: RefSeq, a predicted model, not a curated record
GGUGGCCGGGAAUAAAAGGCCCCCUAGGAUUGGCCUCCCGGUCCUUGUGUGAUCCAGCACUCUCCUCUGCUUCCCCUGUUGUUCGUUUUAUUUUGCACAUAUUCCCCCGAGUGCUUGUUCGCACAAGGGCCACCAGCAUUCUGCCGUUCCUUCGAAGCGCGCCGACCCCCUCGCCCUCCCCCCACGACACAGCGCCGCCUGUGGCCUCCCUUCGCUGAAUUCACCCCCUGCCCCCUUAUGGCCAUGCUGUGCUGGCUUCUCGUCGCGGCCCUGGCGCUGGCCUCCGGGGCUGCGGCCCAGGCCGGCGAGCUGCCAGAGCCCUUUGAGGGUCUGUCGGCGGUGGUGCGCCGCGGCCCGGCCGGCGCCGGACGCCCGGACUUCCUGGUCCCCGGCAUCCGCGGCUUCACAACCAUCAUGCUGCCCGAGGAUGCUGGCCCGGCCCGGCUGGUCAUGCGCAUGGAGACCUCCAUCCAGCUGAUGGGGCCGCUGGAGGGGGCCGUCGAGUCCGGGCUCUUCCUGGCCGAGACGCCGGCCACCUCGCUGCCGGUCCACGCCGGGGCCUUCCCCCCGGGGCAUCCCCUGCACCAGGUGUACACCGAUCCCCGGCUGAGCACCUGGCCGCUGGCCUGGUAUGAUCGUGACAAGGUGCUGCCCUCGCAAUGGCCCGGUGGGGUAUUCUGGGCCGAUGCCCGGGGGCUCAUGCAUGGGACCUUCCAGCUGGCGCCCGGCCCCGAGCCCGGGGUGCAGGCCGACUCGAGGCUGGUGUUUGCCCCGGCCGGCCUGCCGGCUGCGACCCGGCCACCGGUGCUGGACUUCGCCGUGCUCACAGACCGCCGGGCCCCGGGGGAUGGGCCCUUCUGCGAGCAGGUGGCCAUUCUCUCGGAAGCCGACCAGGCCGGCGAGGCGUGGAUGGAGCUCCGAGUGGCGGCCCUGUGCCUGGGAGCAUCGGAGCCCCGGGUGUCGGGGGUGCUCUUCCGGGCCCGGCUGACGCACGCGCACCAGCGCACCUGGCUGGUCCGGGGCGAUGUCAAUGCCGAUGGGCUGGACGAUGUGCUGGUGGCCCGGCACCAGGGCAACCAGCUGGUCUUCCACCUGGUGGCCUCGUGCCGGGGGUGCGCCCCGGCCGGGACCCCGGUCGAGGUGGACUUCGGCGAGGCGCUGCCGGUCAGCGCCCCGGCCGCGGCGACCCUGCCCGCGCCGGAGGAGGUCACCCUGUGCGCGGAUCCGGACUCGCCGCAGGCCGGCACCGCCACCCUGCGCCAGGUCCCGCACGCGGCCCUGCUGGACGUCGAUGGGGAUGGCGAUCCCGAUCUCCUGGUCAGUGCCUAUCGCGAUCAUGGGGUGGCCCAUUUGGGGUACUGGGUGUUUGCCAAUCGCGCGGUGGGCCCGCUGCAGGAUGCCCCCAGCCAGGCGGCCCUGGCCCGGGGGGAGCUGUUUGUGCUGCAGGCGAGCCUGGCCGCCCGGCCGGCGGACACCAGCGGCUGCCUCGGCCUGCCGGGCCCGAUGGCCGGCAUGCUUGACCGGCACUUCGGCCCGGGGGCACCCCCGGCCGAGGGGACCCCGCCGGCCCAUGGCCCGCGGCUGGCCCGCCACCAGGUCACCUUCGCCGACCACGAGCCCAAUCCCCAAGUGCAGAACCUUUCCCCCUUCUUCGCCACCGGCGAGGUGAUGCUCUACCGGCCGGGCCCCGGGCCGCUGGACCGGCCGGGCCUCUUCACCGGCGCCCGGGCCCUGAAUGUGGGCGUGCGCCAGCGUGGGCAGCCCUUCAUCCCGGGCAAUGUCGGCUUCCGGAAGGACAAUUGGCCGCUCCUGGCCAGCCCGGUGCCGCUGCUGGCCCUGGAGAGCCGGCUCAUGUGGGGCGUCCUCCCGGGCCCGGGCGGCCCCACGGCCGCGGCCCUCAUCCACGCGGAGGUCCUGGCCCCGGCGACCGGCGACAACGCCGGCAUGGUGACCCUGCGCUUGGCGAUCAACCCGCUGCUCGGGGCCCGGAGCUAUGGCUGCGAUUGCAGCGGCCGGGGGACCUGCGCGCUGGCUGGCCCCGAAGCCGGGCGGUGUGUCUGCCUGGCCGGCUUCACCGGGCCCACCUGCGGCGAAUGUGCCGCCGGCCAUUACAGCCGGUCGUGCUUCCGCGCGGCCACCUGCGAUGCAACCACCCUCCCGAGCACCGGGGCCGAGGGGCUCGGCCUGUGCCAGUGUGCCGAGGCCUACCAGGAGAAGCCCCCGGCCAGGGCCUUCGGGGACUUCCGAUCGUGCACCCUCUGCGCGGCGGGGUACUUCCGGCCGGCCGGGGCCCCGGCCGGCCAGUGCGCCGCCUGCCCGGCCCAUUGCGAACUUUGCCUCGACACCUCCGGCCAGUGUGUCCUGUGCCAGCCGGAUGCCGUGAUGCCGCCCCAGUCGACCGAGUGCCGGGGCUUCGCCAGCCCGGCCGAGGCGGCGGCCAUUUGCGGCGACGGGUACUUCUACAAUCCGCAGGCCAAUGCCUGUGACACCUGCCCGGCCGGGUGCUCGCUGUGCGCCGGGGCCAGCCGGUGCACCGCCUGUGCCAAUCCCGAUGCCGCCCUGCUGGAUGGCAUGUGCGUGCUGGAUUGCCCGGCCGGCAUGUGGCUGCGCCCGGCCGCCCCGGAGGACGAGCGCCCGUUCAAUGUGUGCGAGACCUGCGAUGAGGCCUGCAAGACGUGCACCGGCGCCACGGCCUACCACUGUCUCUUCUGUGCGCCGGGCUACCAUCGGACGAUGGGGCUCUGUGAGCUGAUCCCGCCGAUGCCCGACUCCUCGGACUCCGCAUCCAGCGGGCCGGGCCCCGGCCAGGGGAGCUCGAGCGGCUCGCCCGGGCCCGGGUCCUCGGCGAGCGGCAGCCACAGCUCCGGCCCCGGCCCGGGCUCAUCGGACUCCUUCUCCACCAGCGGCAGCCCGGGCACCACGCCGGGCGCCGGGGGCACCAACUACAUGCUGAUUGCCGGCGGGGCCGGAGGCGGCCUGCUGCUGGUCAUCGUGGUGGGGCUGGGGGUGGGCUUUGUGGCCAUCCGUCAGCGCCGCCGCCGGGGCGACGCCUCGGAACAUGACGCCGGCUCGGCCGGGCCCGGCGGCCCCCGGGGCAAGGGCCCCGCCAGGGCGGGCGACCCGGAGUCCGGGUCGCCGGACUUGCGGGACUUCUCCGACUCCAGCUCCACGCUCAACAGCACGUCCUACCUGCUGGGGAGCCCCCGGUCGCCGGCCCUGUCAGCCGGGUCGAACGAUGACAUCAGCACCGGCAGCGGGGCCUCCUCGCCGGGCGUCGACGGCGAGGCAGGCGCGACCGCCGCCGCCGCCGCCAGGCGCCCAAACAUGAUUGAUCCCAGCCUGCCAGGCUUCCUGCACAUCGACUACGACCAGGCCGUCGAGUAUUCCGACGACCUGCCGGUCCUCGGGGUCGGCGGCCAGGCCGAGGUCAAAGCCGCGCACCUCCGCCUGGAGGCCUUCCAAACCAAGACGCACCUGAACAACCUGGACAAGAUUGAGUUCGAGGGCUUCGGCACCACGGGCCGGGGCCUGGCCGCCGUGAAGACGGUGUUCGUGUGCGACGAGUCGCGCGUCGCCUGGGAUGCCUUCAAGCAGGAGCUCAUCACCACUUGGGCCCUGAGCCAGGCGGUGCACACGGUGCCACUGCUGGCAUUCACCCACUCGCCGCCGUCCAUCAUCACCCCGGUGUAUGACACGGACCUGCACACGCAGCUGCACUGUGCCGGCAAGGCGCUGGCCGGGCUAGCCCCGGAGCGCCUGGCCGUCCCGUGGCACAUGGCCCUGGACGUGGCCCGGCAGGUGGCCUCGGCGCUGGCGAGCAUCCACGACUUGGGGUUCUCGCACUCGGACAUCAAGGCCUCCAAUGUCUUCCUCCAGUGGAUCGACCGGCCCCAAGCGGAGACCAUGCGCCUGAAGGCCAAGAACCGGGCCAGCCGCGACACCAGCCUGGCCCUGUCCGCCGGCCGGGGCGGCUUCUGGCGCGCGGUCAUCUGAGACUUCGGCAUUUCCCGGCCCAUUGGCCAUGCAGGCGCCGGGCAUUGGACCCAGGAGCCGGACGGCCCGCCGCCGGCCGGGCUCUCCCCGCGCUACGCGUCGCCCGAGCUCUUCGCCUGCCACCGGGACCAGUCAGAAAUCGCCUGCGACGCGCGCUACAGCGACAUGUACGCCCUCGGGUCCAUGAUGGUCGAGCUGAUGACCCGGCGGCAGCUUUGGGCCGGGCACACCCGUCAGGCCGUCGAGCAGGGAGUCCUGGAGGGCCGGCGCCCGGCCACCGGGCCGGUGCACGGGCCCUGGCCGGUGGCCGUGCGCCAGGCCUUCUCCGACCUGGCCACCCGGUGCUGGGCCCAACGCCCGGGGGACCGGCCCACCUCGGCCGCGGCCCUGGCCAGCCUGGGCGCCAUCAUCCAAAUGGCCCGGCCGCUGGUGGCUCAGACGCCGGGGCACACCUGGCGCCCGGGGGCCGCCGAGCCGCCGCUGCCGGCCGGCUUCGAGUGCGAGCCGGACUUCGGGUCGGCCGGGUGCGCGAGCGCCGCCCACCGGCCGGCCUCGGCCGGCGCCGGGGCCGCCGGCCCGGGCCCCGUCGGUCCCGGGACCGACGCCGGCGGCGGCGCCCACGACAGCCUCUACGGCACGGACCCCCUGGGCUCGGUGCACUCGACCAACAUGAUGGGCGGCGCGGUGCGGCCCUCGGCCGCGCCGGUGCGCGCCCGCGCCCCGCUCGGCGCCGCGCCCUGACCCCCCCAUGCCCGCGCGCCGAUCGGCCGCCACCGACAGACAGCCCUCCCCUUCACACGGGCGGCCAUUGUCCGCAUCCCGGGCCGGGCCGGGCCGGCCCCGCCGCCGCCCGGGGAGCACGCCAACAGACACGCCCACACCACACACACACACGCGCGCGCGCACA